This is a messenger RNA of Diceros bicornis minor, 2324 nucleotides long. It is a transcript of the gene ARL6IP6, whose product is annotated as ADP ribosylation factor like GTPase 6 interacting protein 6. The coding region runs from base 523 to 1203 and encodes 226 amino acids. Lineage: Eukaryota; Metazoa; Chordata; Mammalia; Perissodactyla; Rhinocerotidae. The transcript is spliced from 4 exons. The record is from RefSeq and is a predicted model, not a curated record.
AGGCGAGAGCGCCGGGCGGUGAGCUGCCGUUAAGUAGGGAACGCGGAAAAGAGUGCGAGCGUAGCCGGGAAGAAGGGAGAAAGCAAAUAGGUUUGGGAAUGUGAAUCACAGGUGCACGGGCAGGCGCUAGGACCGGGCGUCGGGAAGAUGCGGCUUUGGGGCUGGCGGGACGCGCGCUUGCCUGGAGGUGACGCGGCGGUGGCGAAGGUCUUUGGCCGGGACGAAGCACUGCAGGGAGAGGAGACUCGGCUGUCUUGGGCCUCGGCUCGCCUCUCCCUGCGCGCUUUCCUGCUCUCCUUCCCUCCUACUGCCAAGGGGUCGAGCUCUGGCCCAGGGGCGCCCUGUCUCUCUUCGGGCCUCACGGCACCUUCCCCGCCCUACCGCGCACCCUUGCGCACCCCUGCGCGCCAGGGCAGGGUGGUGGAGGCCGUGGGGGGCCCCGGCCGUUGAUUGGCUGUGCGAGCGCGGGGCGGGGCGGAUGGGAGACGCUCGGCCUCCGCGCGCCGUAUCGUCUUUCCCGCCAUGUCGUUUUUAGAGAGCGGGAGGACCUCGGUUCCCCUGCGCCGCCGGCUGGGCACUCCUUUCCCAGUCGCUCGGCCGGCGUUUUCCGCGUUCUCUCAGGGGGACGGUUGGGGUGAGGGUCAGGUCGACGAGGAGGAGGGAUGCGACCAAGUGGCCCGCGACUUGCGGGCGGAGUUCUCGGCCGGGGCGUCGUCGGAGCCUAGAAGGGGCUCGCUGCUCCCGCCGGACGGGGAUGGGUCCCCGGUGCUGCCCGAUAAGCGCAAUGGCAUCUUCUCGGCGGUGGCGGGCGGCCGAGCCCAGGCUCGGCGGUGGCCGGUCCAGGUCCUCUCAAUUCUGUGUUCGCUGCUGUUCGCCAUCCUCCUCGCCUUCCUCCUGGCCAUCACCUACCUGAUCGUAAAAGAAUUACAUGCUGAGAAUUUGAAGAAAGAAGCUGAUGUAGACUCUGGGCUAUUAGGAUUCUGGACGCUGCUUAUAAUAUCCCUAACUGCUGGAUUCUCCUGCUGCAGUUUUUCUUGGACAGUGACUUACUUUGAUUCUUUUGAACCAGGGAUGUUUCCUCCUACUCCUCUUUCACCUGCCAGGUUCAAGAAACUUACUGGACAUUCUUUCCACAUGGGCUAUAGCAUGGCAAUUUUGAAUGGCAUUGUAGCUGCUCUUACUGUAGCAUGGUGCCUCCUGUAAACCCACACUGAAGCAAUAUUCUUGGCAAAACUUAGUCAUGAUUGCUUUGUAAUAACAGGGAAGAACAUCAUUGCCUAUGCAGAAGACCAAGAAACCUGUUCUUAUGCUAUUCAGAUACGUGUCCUAUCAUCAUCAUUAUGGAGGAUCUUCUUAAACAUCGUUCUAGAGCCUAGGCAUUGGGAAUAUCUGAGUAUUAAGUUUCAAGUAAUUUCUUAAAAGUGUAAGAUGUUUACCUCACCUUUUUACUUUUGUGUGUGUAGUUUUUUAUAAGUUGUAGAAAACAUUUUAAUGGAACUAAACUCGAAAACUUGAAUACAGGACAAUGCCUACCUUUCCAUCUAUGUACUACAUUUUUGCUAAGAAAUACCGAUAUUACUGUUUAAUUGACAUAGAAAUAUUUCUUAUUUAUUCACUGUAUUAGGAAAGCAAACAAUGCCUACUACUUUGACGUUUUAUAGAAGCUACUUUCAAAUCAGAACAUUUAGUUUUUGAUAUUCCUAUAAUCAGUAGAAGGUGCAUUUAUAUUUUUUAAUGGGGCCUAGUUCCUUAUGUGUUUUUUUUUUUUUUUUUACAUAUUUUCCUACUACAUAUUGAAUUUGUAUGUUUUAAAAAUUGUUACAUCUAGACAAAUGUAAAUGUUAUUUUUUAGCUGGUUCAAACCUAAUACUUAUCAUUUUUAAUAAGUAUUUUGUCUUUUAAAAAAACAGCAAAAAAAAGCACAUUGACCUGAUUUUAAAAUUAAGUAAAUUUAUUUUUAACAAAAAAUGACUGAAAGAAGGUAAAUUAUUUAAGCCAUUAAAAUACUGAGAAAUUUGAAAUUGUUCACUAUUUCUGUUUCUAUAAUUCCAGAUACUUGUCUUGGUGUAUAUAUGGUUACUUCAACAGAACUGAUAUUAUUUUGUUUUUAAUAAAUAUAAACCUGAAAUUUUUAUAUUUAGAAAUGCUUGAACUAGUUUGUUUUUAAUCUCAAAAAUUUAGUUACCAAAAUAGAAAUGGUAUUUUGAUACAGUGUGUAUAUAUAUGUAUAAUUUUUUAUAUAUGGUUUCAUAAUUUUUCUAUUUAAAUAUUCUUUAAUUGUGGUGUUAGUUGUUUUUAUAGUAAUUAAACUUUAAUUGUUCCCA